UCCUGACGCUCACGAGACCUCCCAUUGAGUUCCAUGACAGCUCGGGCAGAUGUGAUGUUGCUCCUGCACCCAUGAUUUCCAAGUCUCCUCCCAAGGGCAUCCAGCCACAGAGUAACCUGCUUGGUGUCAUGGCCGAGGUGAUGGGACACAGGAGCUUGUUGGGCUUUGGUGUGGUGUUGGCCUGGUUGGUGCUGUUCCACCUGCUGGUCAACAUCUGGCUGCUAUGUGUGUUCACCAGUCUGCUGGUGGUGCUCGGUGGCUGGCUCGGCUCCCAGGCAGUCCUGGAGUCAGACAGUGUGGUUCACCUGGAGAGAUUCAUCCCCAUUGAGCAGAUUUCACCCUCUGCGGAGGAUGAGCAUCACUUGGACCAGGAGAUCCAGAACACAGUGAGAAAAAUCAUCAGGGAUUUUGUCACUUCCUGGUACUCUACCGUGUCCUCUGAGAGCAGGUUUGAAACAGAAGUUCAGGAUGCGAUGAUCUCUAUGGCCAUGGAGCUGAAAAUACGUGCAAGACAAGUGGACAGAAAGGAGCUGACCCAGAGGAUCCUGGAUCUGUUCGGUUGCCACCUGCAGGACUACAUUCGAGCCAAGGAGCUGGUGAUAGAGCAACAGAAGCCUCUGACAUCAAAGUGGAGCAAUGAAACAGAGUUGUGGAAGGCCUACUCCAGGGUUACCACGCCUCACCUUGCUAUGACCAGUGACACAGUAGAAGUAAAUCAUGCCCGAGCAGUUGUUGAUUUGUUGCUGCAUGUUUUGGUGCCUCCGCCGCAUUUGGAAACACGCACUGGACGCUUUGUUGUUGGAGAGCUUAUUACGUGCAAUGUUGUGCUCCCACUCAUUGCAAAACUGUCAGAUCCUGAUUGGUUAAACAGUCUUGUGGUUGAGAUAUUUAGCAGGUCCAGUAAACCACAGGAGCCAAUGAAAACAGAGCCUGUGACUCCAUCACCACCAAAGUUACCACCUCCUCCUGCUGAAUCAGAGAUCUCUCCACCACAACAACCUCAAAGGAGUACUGAACUUGCACCUGUUAGAGCUGUAACUGAAAUGUUUAAUCACUCAGAAGUGGUCUCGUCUGAGCUCGCUGCGUAUGAUGUGGUUGAUGCAGAAGAGGUUGAAUGUACAGAGAGCAUUGCAGAAGAAGAAGAACCUACUCUACCCUAUUUUAAGCAUUUUAUAAGAGGAAGCAAAUCAAACCCAUUCUACCAGGAAAAUGACUCUGAUCUGGAUUCCCCUCUGGUGGACUAUAAACAAAACUCCAUUGAUUCUCUGGUUAUGAUCAGCUCAGAGGAGGGCCUGUAUCACAGACAGAAAGAUUCAGUCUCCUCUGCAGAGAAUAGUGUGGAACAGGAGGAUGUCUGCCCAAGUCCUGUGGAUCUUUCCUGCCCUAAAGUCCUGGUGAAUUCACAGCCUGUAGAACAUCCUAACAGCUGCAGCCCUUCACCAGUUAGAACAAGAGAUGGGACUGUCAGUGCCAGCAGCAUCCAAGAUGUAGAGAGGGAGGCUCCUUUAGUUAACCCAGCUAAAGAUCUCCUCCUGAGUGUAGAGCAAAGUGGGCUGGGGGGCUCCACUGAGGUGACAGAUGUGAGUCCGCUGCAGGCCUCCUCCCCCAUGCCAGCGUUCAGCUUUGAGCCCCUCAGCAGCCCUGAUGGACCAGUCAUCAUCCAGAACCUCCGGAUCACAGGCACCAUCACAGCAAAGGAACAUCGUGGCACUGGCUCACACCCCUACACCCUUUACACAAUCAAAUAUGAGACAGCUAUGGGCUAUGAGCAACCAGGAGGCAUCCAUCCAGGCUCUGAGGAAGCUUAUGUUGAACAAGCAAUGGAACACCCCGCAUCCACUCAGCCGGUCGCCUAUCACACGGUCAACAGACGAUACAGCGAGUUCCUAAACCUGCAAACACGACUGGAAGAAAAAACAGAUCUACGGAAACUCAUCAAAGGGGUAAAAGGUCCAAAGAAAAUAUUUCCAGACAUGCCAUUUGGAAACAUGGACAGUGACAAGAUAGAGGCCAGGAAGGGGCUUCUAGAGACCUUUCUUAAGCAACUUUGUGCCAUCUCUGAAAUUGCCAACAGUGAGGAAAUGCAGGAAUUUCUGGCUCUGAACACAGAUGCAAGAAUCGCCUUCGUUAAGAAACCAUUUAUUGUGUCUCGCAUUGAUAAGAUUGUGGUGAAUGCAAUUGUGGACACCUUAAAGACAGCCUUCCCUCGUUCAGAGCCUCAGAGCCCCACAGAAGAUAACGAUGCAGAGGUGGAUGGACUGAAAAUCAGUGGUGACAAGAAGAGCAAAUCUCGUAUGAAGUUCUCCAGUAAAACCAUCCCCCUCAUGAAUGGCGCAGACAUCAAACCAGCAGUUCUGUUCAGUUUGGAGAAAACAAGAAAAGUGCUUAACAGAAUGUCUUUAGGAGAUUUGCAAUGUUUCAUUGCUGAACAAGAAAAAUUAGACAUCGGGGACCAUACGGAGAGGGAGAACAGUCCGGUUAUCAGAGAAUUCAUAGGCCACUAUGACGCCAGCCUGAGAGGAAAAAACAGUCAGGAGACUGCAUCAGAGACAGCGCUUGCUGAGGUGGCUCUGAACAUCCUGUGUCUACUGAUGAGGGAGCAGUGGAGCUGGCUCUGCACUGAGAACAUUCAGAGAACCAUUAGGCUGCUGUUUGGGACCCUUAUCAACAGAUGGCUGGAUGUUAGUGUAGCCAACUUGACCUGCACCAGGUACUGGGUGGCGUACCUGCAGGUGAUCCAGGAGGCCGUGUGGCCUGGAGGAACUCUGCCUACAGAGCCCAGAGUUGAACGCAGCCAGCAGCAGAAGGACGACACCAGGCAGCAGGCUUUACACUGUUUGACGAGACUCCUACCAGAUUUGAUCUCAGACAUGCUGGGCUCAGAUAAGUGCAAACACAGCUGGCAGACUGCACUUGACUCUAUUCAGGACCCCUACAUUAACAGACACCUGGUCUACUGCAUAUUUGAUCUUCUGCUGGAGUUCCUGGUUCCUGAAAUUCCUGAGGAAGACUUCCAGAGGAGCCUGCUACAGACCCUGUCAAAAAACCCUGAGAAACUGCUGGCAUGAGGAGAGCCCCCUUCCCAUAAGUAACACCUGCAACCCAGCUUUAAUACUCCAUCAUUCAGAUUCACAUUCAUGCAUCUGGGUGACAGUGAGGAUACUCCUGUUAUACUAUUGGUCUACAACCUGUGUUUAAAUGCAAUGCAAAAACUUAAAUCUUGACAUGUUUUAGUCUAAUUUCUUGCCAAAAAUACCUGACAAUAAGUCCAAAUAUAGCUCACUGCCAGUGCAGCGAGAAAAUAUAACUAAAGAGACUUGAAAUGAGAGGUUGAUAUCUAAGACAAGUAACACUUGUGAUUUGAGUUUUUGCAGCAUGAAUGUUUAUUGAGACUGAAUAUUUUCUCUGUCCUCACUUUAACCCCUGAGCUCCCUAAGGCUUGGUCUUUUUUGGUCUUGAACACAUCAUCCUGUAAACACAAACACUUUAACACAAUUUGAAGCAGCCUUGAUUACAUGAGAGCACCUGGUUUGUGUUUGAUUCCCUCUGACGUUCUGUUCACAUCUAAACAUGUGGCAAAGCCUCGUCUGAUCUCCACAUCCAGCCUCUUCCUGCCUCCUAAACUCCCUGGCUUUCACUAAACUCACUUCAGAUGGUCCUUAAACUCUGUCCUCGUCCCCCCUGCAGAAACACCCACACCUGUUGCUCUACUCCGGAGAAGCAGGAUUUGCAUUUUCCUCUCUGCUUAAAUCUCAAAAUGUACUCAUGGGAUUUAGCAUCACUGUUUCUGCUCUCAGUUCAGCCGUUCUUUAACAUCCCACUGGCUCAGUAUAGAUCUGCACAUGUGAAUCUGACACAAUGUGAGAUAUUCUUCCUAAAUCUGAGCCGUCCUGAGGGAUCCCAUGUCUCUGGUUGUGAUUUUAACCUACAGAUCCAGGUGUAGGAAAAGUACAUACUAUAGUGUAAAAUGGUGAAGAGUUGCCCAUGACUUAUUUUACUGCCUUCAUGGAUGCGUCACAGUUUCUUUAACAGGCCCCUCUGAGAAUUAUCUGUGCAGUUAAUGUCUAUAUUUUAUAGGAAGUUGGCUCUACAAAAACAUUUAUAUGAAGGAUGUAGGAAGCUUUUGGCCUAGGUAAGGCUAUGAAGAGUUUUCAUUUGUUAUUUUCUGGAGUCGCUGCAUCCUGAAGAUCAGUUGAGUGUGGUUGAUAUCAUUCCAUGCUGAUAGCUUAGGUCUCAAUUACCUGGAUUUAUCAGUCUUCAGUUUGACCCUCUAAAAAACAAACUAAUAACCUGGAUGUGGACUAAAGUUGUCUGAUUUUCGAUAUUUGUUGAAGAAUGAUAUAAUCUAUGUUACUUGUGCAAAACGAAAAAAAGUCAUAUCUUUUCUCAUAUUUUUAACCAACAGCUGCUUUGAGUGAAAGAGGGAAAAUCUUAACACCAACAUAUCUGUGCAACUUAGUGUGCAGGAGAUUGCUUGCAUUUUCUUUCAUUUAAAAGAAGGCAUUAUCCAAUACAUAUUGAAAGUGGGUAUCAAUAUCGUUUCAGAGUUACUAGAAUCAUAUCUAAGUGUAUAAUCCUGGUGUCAUGACAGCUUUAUUUGCAGAUAAUAAUACAAUACAAAUAAUACAAAUAGUAAAAAAUAUCAAAAACGCUGAUUUUUGGGGCACCAAUGACCUGGUGGUUGUGUCAGUGCACCUGGGUUUAGGUCCAGCCGUAGGCCCCUUUCCAGCAUGUCAUUCCCUGCACUCUCUCUUCCCAGUUAUCGGCACUAGUCACUGUCUUAUCUCUCAAAUAAAGGCUCCCAAAUGAAUGUUUACAAAUGAAAGAAGCAAAAGAAUUUUUCUGACUGAUUCAUGGGAUUUUAUUGGUACAUCCAGACCUACACCAAAUCUUUAUUUGGCAUGUGCAGAUUGCAUCCAGAUUGAAUUAAAAGAGUCCCAGAGAGAGAAAAAGAAACAAAAAAACCCUACAAUUUUUCCUCAAAAUUAAAUUCAGACUUUAUUUAGAGGGGGUUUAAAGACAUUUGAGAUCUGAGUCUUGCAUAUUUGUCACAGUCCACCAAAUCUAGCCUCAAAUUGUACUUGAACCACAUAAAAAACAAACACAUCAUCCAACGUUAAAAACAACCAUUUUGCUGAAUUUAAACUGAUGGAACUGCAACUACAGCCUCCUCUAUGUGAAAAACAUCCCCUGUAAAAGAACCCUACAUGAUAAGACAAGUUCAUUCGAAUGGAUAGAUAUUCAUAUCUCUUAGAUUUGUAUUGAACAAAAAAUUCACUAGAUAUCUGCAUUUUGAGAAAAUUUGGAGUCAAGACCUCACCAGGAGGUUUUAAUCUGCUGGAUAGUGUGAUGUCAUGAGGCUUCAGCUGUCACCCAUCAAAUUGUAUAUUAUAAUCACACUAUUAUUGAAAUGAAAAUCAUGAAGAUGUUACUCUCAGUGUAAAUCAAAGUAAAAUAGUCACAGAGCGAGUGGAGCCUUCAUAUGUAAAUAAACACAGAGCCCCAUUUACCUUCAAUAGCCUUUAGAAACAGGAAAUAAUGGCAGCAUAAAACAAACAUGAGCGUUAGGCUAAUAAACUCUUCUUUCUUCUUCUUAUCUAUACAGAGACUCAUGCCAUUGGAUAUGCUGUUAAGCAUCUACAAACAUUGCAUUCAGAAGAUUGACCAGUGAUUCUGGGUUAAUUCUUAUAUUGAAGACAUAAUCCAUGGCAUGGAGCCUAAGCAGUUCUUGCAUUUUGUAAAUCACGCCAUGCAGAGACAUUUACAGAAAGCAUUAUUUUUUUUUUAAUGUUCUUUAUACAUGCAGAGACUCAUGACUAGAUUUGAUUUACACUGAGAGUAGCAUCUUCAUGAUUAUCGUUUCACCAACAGUGCGAUCACGUUCAUAAUAUAAAGAUUUGAUGGUUGACUAAUGCAUAGAAAUAGUAUGGGCAGAGAACCACUGAAGCCCCAUGAUGAUGUCACACCAGCCAGAGUUUCUAAAACAUGACGGCAUCCUUGCGAGGUAAUUUAAAUUUUUUAUUAAAACUUCUUUUUUGUUCAAUAUACAUAUAAGAGAUAAAACUAUCUAUCCAAUAUGGGGAAAAUGCCUCAUCAUGCAGAGUGUGUUUCAAAGGACCAUGAAAUAUGCUCAGAUUUAUAGACUUUUACCACCUACUGAGAUCAUUCCAGCAGAUUCUGGUAUAUUUUGUCUUACUAUGAGUCAAGUAAGAAGACAAGGGACUUUUGAUGUGGUGUAUGAGUGAUAAACCUUUACAUGAAGAAUCCAUUAAUAUGUACAUCAUCUGUGCAUCAUUGUGUUAUACUGAAACCUGUAUCACACAGUUACCUCAUUCUGGGAUCAUUUUAGAAACCACCUGAAGGACAUUCAAGUGUUUUAACACAGCCUACAUUGACUUUGUUGGAGUUUUUUUGCACUUUGAAUAACAGCCUUAUUGCCUUUAAAUGGUCAUACAUAAAUCUGAGCUUCUUAACAAGCUUGAUUAAGACAAUAUAUUUAAGAAUACCCCAAAAUAGCUUCAGUAUGUAUUUAAAAUACAUUUUAUGUCAAAGUUUCUUGUCAUUUUUUCAUUAGUUCAUCUGUACUUGCACCUUGCCAGAAUGACCUUGUACUUGAGAGAAAGCUUUCACUUUUUUUCCAACAUUUGAAGAAUCUUAAAUGUCAUUUAUUCAACUUGUUGAAGUCAUAUGUAAAUUGUUAUUGUUCAUAUUUUUAGGUUCACUUUGGGACUAUGAAGUCAGCUCUAAAUUGAUUUAUGGAGAUAAAAGUAUGCAUUAUUCUCUCUAUAUCAGACACCUCCCAUAUCCAGUGUGUCUCCUGUGACUGAAUCUGCAUAUUACGUUGGAUUCAAAUCUGAGAAAUGUUAGCUUACAUUCCAGUCCGUUUUUUUUGUUAUUUUCAUUCCAUUGUUUGCACUCAUCUCCUGGUUAAGUUGUCUAAUCCUUGUCUUAAAAUGUCCUUUUUUUAAAUCACAAGUUAAACCUAUUUAUUAACAUAUUUAUGUGCUUAAUUCACUUAAUAAUGGCUAUUGAAUUCCGUCCAUGAAAGGAUGAGUGUUGUGUAAAAGAGAGGAUUGACCUCUCUAUUAUAAAGUGCUUGUAACUUGAUUUGCCUUAAAGAGCAGCCUGAUGAAGACUGGUCUGUCUGUGCUGUAGUCAAACAGCUCAUCAUGCCUUAGUUUAUAAAACAUGUGCACUCAUUCCAGCUCCCUGUGUUAGACUGUGCUCAAUGCUGAGCUGUAACGGUUGUUUUGAUGUCAAGAAACUGUGAUACAUAUUCAUGCUCUACUGCUGCUUAUUGAUGCCACCAUGAUAAGAAAUAUUUGCUCUGAACAUCAUAAAAGAAAGAUCCUGAUCAUAUGAUGCUUUUUUCCUCAUCAUAAUUUUACCAAUUUAUAACUUUAGGGGUGCCUCUAGACAACUGAUUACAACGUUGUUUUGUGCAAAGCUGAAUUGAGAUUAGUAAUCCAGUCUAAAAGAAAGAAAACUCCCUGAAAAAAAUCUAACAGAGCACAAUACAUUUGACAAAGCUAAUAUGAGAUCACAUCUUCUGCAGGUUGAACUAUGUCAGUCUGGUUUGUGGCUUAUAUCAGCAAUCCAAGCAUCUCCUCCUUGACAGAUUCAACUUGUAAUUCUAGCCCAGACUGGGAAGGAUGACAUUAAUUGUUUGCUUGACAAAUUAGACACAUCCUUACUUUUUAUGCCUGAAAAUCUUCUCGUUACUUGACAAAAUAAUUGCAGCCCCUAAAGGCAUGUCUACAAGAACUCUUUCACUUUAUUAAGUCAUCCAUCCAGAUACGCGGUAAAACCUAUAGGCAAAAAGUUUCAGCCAGUCACUGUACAGUGGAGCAAGAUUAGGCUUUAUCAAAUGAAAAAAAAGAUGGAUAUAAGACAUCAUUUGCCUUUUUUUUAAGGGGUCUGACUGCAGACUGUACAUCUCUGACGGCCAUUCUCACAAACUGGGACACCUGUAUCUCAGAAGGGAAGUGCUUUAAUUUGCCAGUACAAAUUACUUCCAGUUUUAGAUUUAUUUAACAUUCAACAUUAUUGAUAAACAAAGUCUCACAGUUACAUUUGUGAAAUAACCACAUUGCAAACAUUGCAGAGCAAUUAAUAUGUCAAAAAUAAAAGAAGAGAAGGGUCAGAGGUCUAAUCUGGGAUUAAAUUAUGUAUAGCCCUGUUUUAGAAGUAGCCACUCAAAUGUUGGCUCGCUUGAGCUUUGUUAGCUUUAGCUACGUGGUUAACAUUACUAUAUAAUCCCUUGUCACUAAUUUAGCUUUGUAAACAUGAGCUUUAGCUACAAGAGCUUCAGCAACAUGAGCUUUAGCAAACAUAGCUAAAGCUAACGUAGCUAUGUAGAUAACAUAGUUUAUGUAUUUUACAUAACUGCUUUGUGAGCUUAGCUCUAGCUUAAUUGGCUGUGUUAGCUACGUCGCUAUGUUGGCUAUAUAGCUAUGUUAGCUACAGAGCUACAUUAGCAACCGGGCUCUAUUAUAUAUAUCUAAGUUAGCUUUAGCAGUGUGAGCUUUAGCAAACUUUGCUAAAGCUUGCUUAGUUAUGUAAAUACAUUGAUACGUAGCUUAUAUAGCUGCUUUGUUAGCUUAGCUUAAGCUACAUAGUUUACUCAGUUAACAGAACUACAUAAGCUACACUUGCUGAUUUAGAAUGUUUUCAUGGAGGGCAGGCCGUUUUUCCUGUAAGCAGACUGUUUAAUCUGCUUUAUUAACACUUUGUAAUCAAGCUUUGCAGGAAGGGUUAGGGUAAGGGUUAAACUUUUGGUAUCCUAACUCUUACCCUUACCGUAAAUCGAAACCAAAGUUAAAUCUGAUUUUAUUUCUGAAUUUUUUAGUUUGUAUUUCCAUUCUAAGUAUCUCAGGUGAAUGGUUGGUGAGAAAAGCCAUCAGAGAUGAACAGUCUGCAGCCAGACUGUCUUGUGUUUUUCUAAAGAAGCUCAUCCUGGACAUUUGCUGUCUAUAGUCAAAGACAAACCUGCACCAAUGCAGCACUGCUGUUUAAAGUGGAAACCAUUUAUUUUGAAAUUAAACAGUUCAGUAAGACGGUGACAGUUACUAUAAUAUCUACAUACAACCGCCUUUUUAGCCUAUAUAUGAACUGAUAUGGACUCUAAGUUUAAUUUUCUGUUGUUUUUUUCUGUAGUUUUUCCCUAAAACAUUUGAUGUUUCAGCACAUUUUCCUCAUAAAAACAAAAUUUAUGCAGCAAUAACUAGACAGUUUGCCAUUAAAACAUGCAAAUGCCUUCUUAAAACAAUUAAAGCAUCUCAUUGAUACAAGAUUUUUUUGUCUUUCUGCAACAACUAAUUUAAAUUUGUCUUGUUAUGGUGGCAUUAUUAUUCAGUAUACUUAUCUGCUUCUAUCAAUAAUAUGUUAAAUAAUUUAUGUACAAUUGCACUGUGCUUUUUGUCUUUUGAGUUUCCUGUAUUUAUGCCAAAUGUUAAUAAAGCAGCCAAUGUUUUCUAGACAGUUAACCUUAAUUGUUGUAAAGAGGAUUAUAAUACGGGGUCCAUUGUGAAAUAUAAUUAUGUCUCUUGCUAUCUUAACACUCUUUUUCACUUUUUUCUUUGUUUUUUGUUUUUUUACCUGCUUCUGUGUCUACUCUAGAUUGUGUCUAGUGAACCUGUAAAAAACAUGUUGUGCAUGAAAUGCUGUGGAUCUGUCUUUUAAAAUACUUGCUUGUUGUUCCUGUGCAACAAAAAUUAAAGGUACUGAA
Molecule: messenger RNA, 9727 nt
Organism: Cheilinus undulatus (humphead wrasse)
Lineage: Eukaryota; Metazoa; Chordata; Actinopteri; Labriformes; Labridae
Gene: snx19b
Product: sorting nexin 19b
Exons: 14
Coding region: 72-3068 (998 amino acids)
Cellular component (GO): early endosome membrane; intracellular membrane-bounded organelle
Molecular function (GO): phosphatidylinositol binding
Source: RefSeq, a predicted model, not a curated record